AUGUCCAAGCGCGGUUCUGGUGCAUCUGGAAACAAGUUCCGUCUGACCCUCGGUCUCCCGACGGGCGCGGUCCUCAACUGCGCCGACAACAGCGGCGCGAAGUCGCUCUACGUGAUCGAGGCGUACGGGACGGGCUCGCACCUCAACCGUCUCCCGGAUGCCGGUGUCGGCGACAUGGUCGUCGCAUCUGUGAAGAAGGGAAAGCCCGAGCUCAGGAAGAAGACGAUGCCCGUUGUUGUUGUCCGCCAGCGCAAGUCGUGGCGCCGGCGAGAGGGCCUCGUCCUGUACUUCGAGGACAACGCUGGCGUGAUUGUCAACCCCAAGGGUGAGAUGAAGGGCUCGGCCAUCACUGGCCCUGUAGCAAAAGAAUGCGCGGAUCUCUGGCCGCGUAUUGCGUCGAACGCGGGUACUGUCGUAUGA
This is a messenger RNA of Rhodofomes roseus, 420 nucleotides long. Its product is annotated as 60S ribosomal protein L17/L23. Gene Ontology annotation, cellular component: ribosome; cytosolic large ribosomal subunit. NCBI's taxonomy places the organism in Eukaryota, Fungi, Basidiomycota, Agaricomycetes, Polyporales, Fomitopsidaceae. Gene Ontology annotation, biological process: translation. Gene Ontology annotation, molecular function: structural constituent of ribosome; large ribosomal subunit rRNA binding. The record is from RefSeq and is a predicted model, not a curated record. The coding region runs from base 1 to 420 and encodes 139 amino acids. The transcript has 5 exons.